Molecule: messenger RNA, 940 nt
Organism: Neolamprologus brichardi
Lineage: Eukaryota; Metazoa; Chordata; Actinopteri; Cichliformes; Cichlidae
Source: RefSeq, a predicted model, not a curated record
AUGAGUGAAUCUGUGGCAAAGAAGGACGCAGUCUUUUUCUAUCUUUUUUUCUUCCAGGGUGGCUUCAUCAGAGUGAGGAAGAGAGAUUUAGAGAAGUUGACCACAGAAGUCAUGCAGCUUAGAGAGUUCCUGCCCAGAGUUGUGAAUGGGGAUCUGAUGGAGAUGCUGCAUAAAGCCCGAGCAGCUCAGACAAUGAAGGAGCACAUUGUGAAGGAGCAGAUGAGGCAGGAGUGUCUGCACCUGCAGUCUCGACUGGACGCUGUGCAAACUGAGAGUCAAAAAGAGAAAGAGGAAAAGCUGCUGUUACGUGAGCAGCUGUGGCAGAGCAGAGUGGAGCUGCAGCAGCAGGCCGACUUCUGCUCCGGUCUGGGAUCUGCUGCCUGCAGUCUGCUGUGGAGCUGCUCUGCCAAGGAGGACACCGUCUCACUGUGGCUGGCUGAUGUGAGUCAUCUUCAGUUGAUGCUGAUGGCGCUCUAUAACGUGAGCAUCAGUCUCAAAGGACUGAAGUACCUGAGUGAGAACCAAGGAAUCCUCCCUCUCAUCUGGAACCUGCUUGAUGACGGACACUGGGAGGUGUGUCUCCACUCCCUGCGUCUCCUGCAGUCCAUGUUGUUAGAGGACGACGUGUUGCUCCUGUUGGGCUCCUCGCUCCUGGAUCCAGACCUCUGUGCUCGCGUCAGCGGGCUCGCUGCCAGCAUGCAGCCAAGCCUGAGACUGACUGCUCUGCAGACCUUGGAGGACCUUCAGGCCCUCCAGCAGGGCCGGGCCUGCAAACAGAGUGUGUGACGAGGGAGGAAUUGAAGUGAAAGAAGAGCCUUUCUCACUGCAUUGUUCACCGUUCAGCUUCUAUAUACGUUCACACUGCUGUGCAUUGUUAGUGCUUAAAGUGCAUGUAGAUCUGCAUUGUUAAACCUGUCCUAGUAAAGAUGUUUGCAGUGCA